This is a messenger RNA of Hypanus sabinus (Atlantic stingray), 6662 nucleotides long. It is a transcript of the gene tusc3, whose product is annotated as tumor suppressor candidate 3. The transcript is spliced from 10 exons. Gene Ontology annotation, cellular component: oligosaccharyltransferase complex. NCBI's taxonomy places the organism in Eukaryota, Metazoa, Chordata, Chondrichthyes, Myliobatiformes, Dasyatidae. The record is from RefSeq and is a predicted model, not a curated record. Bases 23 to 1033 code for a protein of 336 amino acids.
UGGCGUUGCCCCAGUUAUCGGAAUGGCGUCCAGUCGGAGGUUGGCACCGCUGUCCGUGGUAACUGUCAGCUCCUGGCUGCUUCUCCUAUUGUGUGUUCAUUUUGGAAGUGGACAGAAGAAAAAAGAGAACCUCCAGGCAGAAAAAGUGGAACAGCUAAUGGAAUGGAGCUCCAGACGUUCAAUUAUUCGAAUGAAUGGUGACAAAUUUCGAAGGUUUGUUAAGGCCCCUCCUCGUAAUUAUUCUGUGAUUGUGAUGUUCACUGCUCUUCAGCCCCAAAGACAAUGUUCUGUCUGCAGACAAGCAAAUGAAGAAUACCAGGUGCUGGCAAAUUCAUGGCGGUAUUCCUCUGCAUUUUCUAAUAAGCUUUUCUUCACUGUGGUGGAUUAUGAUGAAGGAGCAGAUGUAUUUCAACAGUUAAAUAUGAACUCUGCUCCCACAUUCAUGCAUUUUCCACCAAAAGGCAAACCCAAGAGAGCUGACACCUUUGAUCUCCAGCGAAUUGGAUUUGCAGCUGAACAGCUUGCAAAGUGGAUUGCUGACCGAACUGAUGUCCAUAUUCGUGUGUUUAGACCUCCUAACUAUUCAGGCACCAUUGCCUUGGCUCUCCUUGUUUCACUCGUAGGAGGACUGUUGUAUUUGCGGAGAAAUAAUCUGGAAUUUAUCUAUAACAAAACCGGUUGGGCCAUGGCUGCUCUGUGUGUGGUAUUUGCUAUGACUUCUGGACAAAUGUGGAAUCACAUUCGUGGUCCUCCAUAUGCUCAUAAAAACCCACAAAAUGGACAAGUGAGCUACAUCCAUGGGAGUAGCCAAGCUCAGUUUGUUGCAGAGUCACACAUCAUUCUUCUCCUAAAUGCUGCCAUCACCAUGGGAAUGGUUCUUCUAAAUGAAGCUGCAACAUCUAAAGGAGACGUUGGAAAAAGACGAAUAAUCUGUCUGGUGGGAUUAGGCUUGGUGGUUUUUUUCUUCAGUUUGCUGCUGUCAAUAUUCCGGUCCAAGUAUCAUGGAUAUCCUUAUAGCUUUUUAAUAAAGUAACCAAUGGAGCCGCACAACAUCUGGGCAUGGGCAUGAAGAUAAAUGUCAUCUGAAAAGGAAGUAUUCUAUAUUUGGUUCUGCAAGGCAUCGUUAAAAAUGUUAACCAUUAAUUUCGACACUUAUAAUUGUGGAAAUGCGUAACUGUUGUUUAGAAGGGAAUCUUGUGUUUGCAUUCAUUUUGUCUUUCUAAUGUAUAGAUUUAUUUAUUAGCUUUGAGUUGCUGUAGAAGAUGAUGCAGAAAUUGAUCAGAAAUAUAAUGAAAGUGCAAGAAUCUCCAUAUGACUUUCGACUAAUUCCUUUGCACCAUUCAGUAUCGUAUUUCACAUAAGUGCUUAAUGCUCUUGUCAGAUUCCUGAAAUGCACUGGAAGAAUCAUGUUUCUAAAGAAAAGUCUGGGAACAAAAUUUUAUAUGCUUCACAGGAAAUUGUUUCAAGCCAAAGUAAAGGGAGCUUCAUUUGUCCACUAUAUUUAAGUAUUUGUGUAGAUCCAAACAAGGAUAGUCAGUAAAUGUGCAACCAUAUGUCUUAUUAUCAGGAAUUGGCAAAUAUCAUUUUUCAAAAAUAUUCUCUUUGGCAAGAGGUGCUGUGCUUAAUUUUUGUGGUAGCAUGCAGAGCUGUGAGAAACCUUCAGGCAGGGUGAUAAUUCUCCGUGCCAUGGACAUUCACAAGAGGACUGCCUUUUGUAUUAUCUGAAAACACUCAUUCAGCAGCCAUCUGCUGGGGCCUUUCAGCUGAAUUUUAAAAUUUAAAAUAAUGCACUUUAUUUUAUUUUAUUAAACAGUUUUUACUUUUUAAAUACAUUUUACAUUUUUUAAAACUUACCAGAGAAGUUUGCAUUUUCACGUGCAUGGCACAGAAGAUACUUCUGUGCAGGUGUUUAUACUAAAUGUACAGUAGCUAUCUCCUGUAGUCCUGAAGAAGAGUCUCGGCCCAAAACGUUGACUGUUUAUUCUUUUCCAUAGAUGCUGCCUGACCUGCUGAGUUCCUCCAGCAUUUGUGUGUGUUGCUUUGGAAUUCUAGCAUCUCCAGACUUUCUCGUUAUGUAGCUAUCUAUCAUUCUCCUCUUCUAAAAUUUGGUUCUAGCAAACCCCAUGGAAUUUAUUUUCAUUGCACUUUGCUACCAAGCUCACUUAAGUUAUAACAAUAUGUUGUUUAUGGAUAUUCAUAUGAUUAGGAAGUACACAUUUGGAAGAAAAGAAGCUCAGAUGAACCAAGGCCCUCAUGCACAUAAACCAGGAGAAUAUUAAAAGAAAAUGGAAAAACGUUGUGAUAUUAAGAAUAUACGAAGAACUAAUAGAUAAAAAGCAGUGGAAAGCAAAUCAAAACUGAAUUUGUUGGCAAGUGACGAAUCCCUAAUGACUAAAUAAGUGCUCAUGCUACUGUAUGAGGCUGACAUAAAGAAGCUGUGACUUAUUUGGCACUUUAAAUCACCAUUGGAAGUGUAAUGUAUACUGAGCAAUAUAUUUUUAUGACCCAGGAACAAACACAGGAAUGUCAAUGUUAUUUAAGGCACUAUAGAUGUCAUGUGUUCUAUGAACUUGGUAGAAAGCCCAGGCCAAUUGCCACAAAAUAUUGUCCAUCAAUCAGUCCAACUUCACUGCAGACCUGUGCCAAGCUUAUAUUACUUUAUUUAAAAUUUCAAACAGCCCUGUUUCUCAGCAGCUGAUUGUAAAAUAGGAAACAUUCUGACUUGAUGAAGCCAGUUUAUUUAAGCUACUUCAGCAUAUAGCCAUUUGAUUGGAUGAAUGGAUCAGCAACAGACUAAUACUGUGAAUGGCUGGCACCUAUUAAAUUUAACCUGCACUGCUAAAUGGAAUGGUAUCUUGUGACUGGAGCAGGUGCUAACAGUGCUACAAGAAAUGAAUCUAAUUGUCAUGAUGGUGCCAGCACUGAGAUUUUGGAUUAUUGCAUCGGAAAACUUGGGAGCAGAGGUGGAUAGUUGCGUUUUUGUAGCAGAUCUCUAGAAAUCAUUCAGAAAGCAGAUGGCUCUGGAAGUUAACAAAAUAGAUUUGACUUAGCUUGACUGGAAUUGUCAAAACUGUAAUCAGCAACAGCUGUGACCAUUUCGAGUAUGACCGUAUGCUCAUUCCUAAUCCUGUGCCUCCUGUCCCCAAACCACAGUCUCCCCUGAUUUACAAAUUACUGAUGUUUUCUGUGCACAAACUUGUUUCCAUUUUUGAUAAUAUUUACAAAUAAACCACGUAGUGAAGGAAGAGCAAAAAACAGUGACAAUGUACCUUCAGUUAUCAAUAAUGUGAGAGUGGAUCUGGGCCUGGUUAGAUACUGGGCAUGAGGGUCUACAUCUGCAGCAAGGGGCUUGGACUAAUAUGAAUGCCUGCUCUCUAGAGGUUGAGGUAUGAACCCUAUUUCUACUCAACUGAGGCUCCUGAUAUGCCUCAAUCUGAAAUACUUUUCACCUUCAGAAGCCCACCAGAAAUUGUCUCUUACUAUUAAGAAUCUUGAGUAGUCUGGUACCAAUUUGGCAGAAGACUUUGAGUUAGGAACCCAUUCAUCCCACAUUGACAUAUUGACCAGUUUGAUUUGAAUAGCAAUGAUGCAGCAUUAAGUGUCUCAGCUUUUACUGUAGAAUUAUGUAAUGUCUGGUUGUUGCAUUGGAUGAUCAAACUUCUCAUGGAUGCUUAGUUAGACUUCAGAUGCCUUGGCUCUGUUUACCAUGACUCACAGUGUAUCACAAAGGCCAGCAACAUGUCAGCCAAUGGGUUUUCUCAGGUGGCGGCCUGAGUAAAGUAGAAGUAACCCUUGUAGGGCAUGAAGAGGAUAAUGCUGCCAAUACACUUGUUUUUGUCAGCCAUCCCAAACUGCAAAUCAAAGUGAACCUCAGGAGACUUUGUAGUUGCCUUUGCUGGUAAUCUGUAGUCUCCACAACAAAAGUUAGCAGCAUUCCUGAUUGAACCACUGGAGUAACUUCAUGGAUUUCCUCCUGAGUUCCCAGCAGAACAAUUUUCCUUUGAUAUAGGUUCCCAUCACGAUUGUGUGGGUUUUUUUUUCUCCUCUUCCACCACCUCCUUUCAUUAGUUUAUCUCCUAUUAUUUGCUCUUUGAUGGUCCUACUACUCAUCCUAGAUUGUAGUUUCCAUUCAUUAAUCAUGGAUCAACUGAUAUGAACAGAGAUUUUGCUCAACUAAAUAAAUAACUAACUAACUAAAUACUGAAAGAGCUCGACUAAAAUUCUUUGCAGACGUUUAAUUUCAAUGAGAUGUGAAGUUACUAAAUAGUUGUCGGAUUAUAAGAGCAGUUAGAAGAAAUCAGCUGUCAUUUAGCCUAUAUUUGCAGGAUUAUUUAUUUAAAUAUUGUAGUACUUCUUUCCUGCUGUUCUGUGGUUCUUCACUGAACUGCUUAUAGGAAAUAAUUUUGUAAUUUCAUAAUUUAGUGAUGAAAAAUAGGCAUAAUAGUGCACAACAACCUUUCUGAACUAUUGAAUGGUUAAAAUCCAGAGCGUAAAUUUGAGUUCUUAAAUUUCAGUACUAAUUGCUCUUAUUGAAGUGAAAUCCAGCAUGAUUCACCCUACAAAUGUACAUGCAUAUUGCAAGUUCAGGUAUAGAUCCCAGUAGCAAUCAUGCUGUCUUAAAAAAACACCACACUAGCACAUCCAGUUCCUACCUGUGAAAAGUAUUCUUGCCCAUUGCAUGGAGGAGACAGGUUAUUCCAAAAUAGAAAAAAAGGAUAGAUAUGCAUAGGUAGAAAUGGAUAAAUAUACAGGCUAACUGGAUCAUGCCACCUAACUUUUUAAAUAAGAGCAGCACAGCAGCACAUAAGUAUUGCAGUUAAAACACAAUCAUGGCAGGUAUGGUUUUAUUAAAAUUGCAUUAGAACAGUUUUAAAAGAUAUUGAAGCAUAUAUAAGUAUUAUAAAACAUUUUACUUUCAUUUUAUGUUUUUUCUCACUUUUAUUCCAGCCUUUCUUUUACUUAUAUUUUUGGGUUUCCAAACUUUGUGUGACAAUGAACCCACCCAUAAUAACUCAAUGUCUACUCUCUUAUUUCUAAGCACUUAAAACUUGCACUUUACCAUUCCCUAAAUGUAUUUCUCUUACUGCACCACAUGGAAAAAAAAUUCAAAAUUAACUCUUUGUUUAUGGUAGAUCUUGAAAUAUGUUCUUCAGAAGGGAUACAUUGUUGACAUCUUCAACCUAUCACUGUUACAGUCAGAGGUUCCCACCUGCUUCAAAAGGGCAUGAAUCAUACUGGUGCCCAGGAAGAGCGGAGUAAGCUGCCCAGUAGUACUCACAUCUACAGUGAAAAACUACUUUGAAGGGUUGGUCAUGAUUAGAAUUAAUUCCUACUUGAGCAGGGACCUGGACUCGCUGCAAUUUGCUGACCACCAACCAAAAGAUCUACAGCAGAUGCAAUCUCAUUGGCUCUCCACUUGGCCUCAGACCGCCUGGACAAAAACAAUACCAAUUUCAGGCUAUUGUUCAGGGACAUAACCAUUGUUGUUAAAGCACAUUCUUGGCAGGUAAGGCUUUAGUAAAAUGGCAUUAGAACCUUUUAAGAGAUAUUGAAACUUAUAUAAGUAUUUAAAACAUUUCAACACCAUCAUCCCCUCAGUACUAAUGAACAAGUUUUAAAUCCUUGGCCUCUGUAGCUCCCUGUGAAAUUGGAUCUUGACUUCCUCAUCAGGAGACCACAAUGUGGACUGGAAAUAACAUCUCCUGCUCACAGAGUAUCAAUAUGGAUGCACCUCAAAGUUGCAUACUUAGCUAACUGCUUUACUCUCUCUACAUUCAUGACAAUGUAGCUAGACACAACUUAAGCUCCAUUUAUAAAUUCACUAAUGACACAACUGUUUUUGGGAGAAUCUCAGCUGGUGACGAGGAGGCAUACGUGAGUGAGAUAGAUUAGCUGAUUGAGUGGUGUUGCAACAACAGCAUUGCAUUCAACAUCAGUAAGAACAAGGAAUUGAUUGUGGACUUCAGGAAGGGAAAGUCAGGAUAACAUACACCAGUCCUCAUCAAAGGGUCAACAGUUAUAAGGGUGAGCAAUUUCAAGUUCCUGGGUUCCAACAUCACAGAGGAUCUAUCCUGAGCCCAACAUAUUGAUGCAAUCACAAAGAAGGCACUCUGCCAGCUAUACCUCAUUGGGAGUUUGAUGAGAUUUGGUAUGUCACCAAAGAUGAGCAGAUUUCUGCAGAUGUUCUGUGUAGAGCAUUCUGACUGAUUGCAUCAUUGACUGAUAUGGAGGCUCCAUUGCACAGGAUCGAAUAAAGCUAUGUAGGACUGUAGACUCAGCCAGCUCCAUUAUGAACACUAGCCUUCCCACCAUCAAGGACAUCUUCAAAAGGUGGUGGCUCAAGAAUGUCACAUCCAUUAUUAAGGACCCUCACCCUCCAGGACCUGACUACAUUCUUUUCACUAUUGCCAUCAGGAAGGAAGUACAGAGCCUAAAGACGACAUUCAAUGUUUCAGGAACAACUUUUUCUUGCCCUCCCUCAACAGAUUUCUCAACAGUCCAUGAACCGUGAACAAUAUCUUAAUCUUUUGCUUUCUUUUUGCACAAUUUAUUAUCUUUAUGUAUUUCUUAUUGUAAUUUAUCAUAAUUUUUAAUGUAUUGCACUGUAUUGCUGCUGCAAAACAACACAUCUUACAAUGUCUGUCAGUGAUAAUAAACCUAAU